UCAGUAUUGCACGACGCGAACAUAUACAACAUACGUAUUUGACAAAAAAAAAUGAGAGACUCCGAGUUUCGUGCUCCGGGAGCCUAGUUUCGUUCCUUUUGUUAUUUUUAAUUUUUUCCCAAAUUCAUCAAUGCGGAUGUACCAGCCGGCCACGCGAACGAGGAAUUUCUUUAAUCGCCUCAUUGUCUCUGCGUCGCAUAAAAAAAAAAUAAAUAUAUUUAUACACGAUAAAGUUAAACCCGACGGAGAUCAGAGAGGAUGGCUCAUCAGAAUUAGCGCUUCGUACGUGAGCUACGUGAGCCAGUCACGAAUGCAAGAAGAUCAAACAAAACAAAAACAAUCGUGUGUUGUUUGUGGGGGCAGGCAGGCAGCGACAUUUGAUUGAAAAAAAAGUUCAUAAAGAUUGUCUUCGUAAGAUGGGAUCGCCGAGAGCUCAAGCAGUGUAUCUUUAGCGGGAUGGUUUUUUUUAUUGUUGUUUUUAAUUACGGGCAAUUUAGUCGAGAAUCUUCCGACUGAUGUGAAGAUCGUAGAGGAAUAAGCAGCAGAGUGUUUUAUUCCACUGGACCAUUUAUUAUUCUUGUUUACGGCAGGGCAAACGUAAUUUCUUAAUUUUUAUCCGAUCGCUGUACGCGUUUUAGUUCGUGUGCAUAACGUCUGUGAUAUAAAUAAAUAAAGUGAAAUAAAUAUAAAAUUUCAUUUGGAGAGUGGUUUAUGGAUGUGAUCGGUGGAACAGAGUCAUGGCAACGCUUUUCGAAAGUCCCUACUUGUCCAACAGGCUGCGACAUAUCGAGGAACGUUACGAGGGGCCGACGACCUUCGGAAGAUGCGAUUGCACGAGUUACAGUUAUUUAGCACUGAGCCUCGUAUUAUUCGCGAUCGGUACGGCUAUUACGAUAUUCGCAAUUGGCGACGUUGCCGAUCGGCAAGUAUUCUCGAAUCUCGGUCACAUGUGGCUCGUUGGACCGAUUUUUAUAGGCUCCGGUCUCAUGCUUGCUGUCAAAUGCAUCUUGUAUCUUCGAAGAAAAUCUGUUAUCCAAAUGAUCUUUCAUCAACGAUUAUUCCUGGAAUUAGCUGCGGCUCAGGGAAUGAGCGGAUCCGGGGCCGGCAUGAUUGGACCACCCUCGUACGAAAUAAUAACUCAGGCUCAGUGUACCAAUGAGUUGCCACCUCCAACGUACGCGGAAGCUGUGGCUCUGCUCCAGCAGGCCGGUAUUCAUGAUGCCAAACUGUCCUCGAUAGAUGGACCCGGAAGCCACGACGGUGGAACUGACAGAACAAAGCCCUGAUUUCUUAUUCUCGGGUCUUGAAAAAAUUUCAUCUCCCAAGGUUCCAGGACGAUCUGAAAAAAUCACAUCGGCCGACCAAAAAACGUCGGAAUCCUUGAUGGAAAACCGUACUAAAAAAUUGUCGAGAAAAGAAUUAUUUUUGAAAAUGCAGCGCGUAGUUUCAGGGUAAACAUAACGGAAUUGGAAAACGCACGGAACUUGUUUAAUUUUCAUUCUUUUCUUGCUUCAAGUAUCCAUUGUGACAGGAAUUUGAAAUAUUUCUCAAUUUUAAGUCCUCGGGAGUUUUUUCUUCUGCGACUUCGUCGUACGCAGUUGAAGUUUUGGAUCGAUAACUCCUGACUUUUGAGCGUGUGUGCAGUCGAAAAUAAAAAAAAACUGCAUAUCCUCGGCGAUCGAAAAUUUUCGACGAACGGUUGAUCCUUCGUCAACUUCCUGUUCCGAUAUAGAUUUGUGUCAAUGCACACUCGGCCCACAAUGACUUCUCGAGGGCAUGAUAAAACUAUUCGAUCGGAAACUCGGGAUAACUUAACGUGCAGGAUUUUACGGUUCCUAUCAAAUUGAGCAAUAAUUGAACCGAUCAAUUUAACGAGAGACCAUAAGAGAAGAAAAACAAAUGUCUCGGUGCUAGCUGCGAUCGUUACAGUUUGCGUUUUUUUUCCAAUAUUUCCAUUAAUUGGGAAAAGCAUUCUAUUGUGAAUUUAAUUAUUAUUAAUUGAGGAAUGAGAUACCUAAGUAAGCUAGUGAUUCAAGUGCAAAAGAAGACGUCACUCUUUCUCUUUCGUAAUACAGAGUAAACGAUUUGUGCUUGAAAUUUAAAAGUAUAUAAAAAAACGCUGUACGUAAAAAAAUCGUCUCAAAUGAAUUGAUAAUUUUCAAUGAGUGACGCAUUGAUCAAAGUCAGAAAAAAAUUGAUCGAUGAAAAAUCAUUUUUCUACUUUUCUAACACUCUCCGAACUAGUAAUUUACAUUAAAAAUAUCCUUAACUGUUCGUUCAAUGAACACGAUAAACCUAAACGAGUCAGCGAUAGCCUUAAAAAAUGGGGUAGUGUACUUGUAAUUCCUAUGUGACGCCGUUAUUAUGAAUGGAUAUUAGGGAAAAAAUUGAACAACGCCGUUAAGUUGUUCGAGUCCUGGAUCCUCGGAAGCCUAAUUUAUCCUAGACAAUCAUCAAUAACGACUGAAAUCGUUUGAAUGAAAAUCUCAUUGGGAGAUAUCGUCAUUCGAUCGAUUUAUUUCAACGUCCCACAAUCACAGCGAGCUUCGAUUAUUUUUUUUGUUCAAUCUUCCUUUUAACCGUGGAAAUCGAGAUUUUUCCAAACGUUCUGAGAGGAAAACUGUUGCUGUUUCGUAACUACCCAGUGCCUUAUGCGAUUUUGUAAUUUUUUCAUCAUUGGCCUAGAGAUUUCGUAAGAGGAAAGUAGCAAGGAAAAAAGGAAUGAGAAGGCAUGAACAAAGUUUCUCGUCCGUAUGUACAUGACGAGAUUUUAUUUUUUAUUCGUUUUUGCCAUUCUCCGGAGGAUUAAUCUUAAGAAAGUGAAUACUGUACACGCCGUUUAGAUUUUUAGGAAGGAUAGAGAAUCUGCGUAUAAAAUCUACGUGAUUAAGAAAGAUGAAAAAUUUGUGAAUUUGCAUUCUUACGAUGGAUAUUUUUCUAUCUUACAUCAUCUGAACCAUUGAGACUGCUGUUGCCUUAGAUUGUAUAUUCAAUAUCUCGAGAGAUAUUUAUAUGAGUGAUUGAAAUUUAAACAUAACAUGAUUAAAACGUUUCGACAGUAUUAAUUGUACCGGAAAAAUGUUGUACUUAGAAGUUGAAUUAUUGCAAAUAAUCGGUUUUUCUUUUUCUUCAUUUACUUACUCAUGGAUUCAGCAAUUAUUUUUGAUAGUUCAUUGAUUGGGAAGAAAUUGAAAAACAAAUACGAUCAUUUCAGGAAAUACGUCUCAAUUUCUAGUAAUUUAUCAAUAACAAUCGUGGUGCAUUUUUCUUUUAAAAUUUAUUUCUAAUGUUUUCAUUAUACUUCGUUAAGAUAGAUUUUUAUUUAACGAGGGCAUAUGUCAUAUAAAUGUUAUUGAAACGAAUUUUCGACAAAAAGAAAAACCAACUGCCGAAAAAGCAUGACGAUUUUUAUCGCAUUACGGAGUGAAGCCGGUAAUCGGCAUUCUUAUUAAUUUUUCCUGAACACUCGGAAAAAAAAACAAUGGAAAACAUUACAGCAGUAAUACGAUGCCAAAAAAAUUAAAAAUAAAUUAAAAAAAAAAACCGAAGAAUCCUCAAUAACUGCAUUAAAAAUCUAGACAUCCCAGAAAUUUCGUAUGAAACUAAAAACAAUAUAAUAAGAUUGAAUAUUUAAGAGGUGUCGCCAAAUCAACAGACUUAAUUUUUUACGAGCAUACAAUUGUGAUUAUCAUGUACACGCGCGCACAUACAUACAUAAUUGAAACCGAAAAAUAUAACGUCCAAUUAUCGAAA
Messenger RNA from Venturia canescens, 3753 nucleotides. RefSeq lists its product as uncharacterized. The record is from RefSeq and is a predicted model, not a curated record. The transcript has 3 exons. Bases 738 to 1286 code for a protein of 182 amino acids. Lineage: Eukaryota; Metazoa; Arthropoda; Insecta; Hymenoptera; Ichneumonidae.